Lynx canadensis (Canada lynx) is the source of this 3292-nucleotide messenger RNA. RefSeq names its product RAD50 interactor 1 (gene RINT1). The record is from RefSeq and is a predicted model, not a curated record. Gene Ontology annotation, cellular component: Dsl1/NZR complex. Gene Ontology annotation, biological process: endoplasmic reticulum to Golgi vesicle-mediated transport; retrograde vesicle-mediated transport, Golgi to endoplasmic reticulum; regulation of ER to Golgi vesicle-mediated transport. Bases 145 to 2523 code for a protein of 792 amino acids. The transcript is spliced from 15 exons. Lineage: Eukaryota; Metazoa; Chordata; Mammalia; Carnivora; Felidae.
AAUCAGAGAGACGGCGAGGGGAAGUAGAGGUGGCGCCCAGCCCCACGGUCUCCCAGGGAGAGCCGGUGUCUGGCCGCUGGCCUCAGCGGAACUCUACAAGCCACGCUGGCUGCUCAUGGAGCCGAGGACUCGCGCGGAGACGGGAUGCUCCUGGCCGCCGAGAUCGGCAAGGCGCCGGCAGCCCCGUGCUGCUCUGAAAGUGGUAACGAAAGGAAGGACGUCGAGGAGAAAAAUGACAUAAAUAUUGCAGCUCUUUUUGGAAAUGAACAAGUCAGUGAAGAUACAGAUAAUGGUGAUCUCACUUCCUACGUGUCUGCAUUUAUAGAAAAAGAAGUUGGAAAUGACCUUAAAUCUUUAAAGAAACUUGAUAAACUCAUAGAACAGAUGACAGAAAAUAAAAUGCAGUUAGAAGAACAGGUACUUACAAUUUCAUCAGAAAUCCCUAAAAGAAUUCAGAGUGCCUUAAAAAAUGCAGAAGAAUCAAAGCAAUUUCUUAAUCAGUUUCUGGAGCAAGAAACUCAUCUCUUCAGUUCCAUUAACAGCCAUUUGCUGACCGCACAGCCCUGGAUGGAAGAUCUGGGGGCCAUGAUUAACCAAAUUGAAGAGAUUGAGCGCCAUCUUGCUUACCUUAAGUGGAUUUCACAAAUUGAAGAACUAAGUGAUAACAUUCAGCAAUAUCUGAUGACCAAUAACGUCCCAGAGGCAGCCUCUACUCUGGUGUCUAUGGCGGAACUUGACAUCAAGCUUCAGGAAUCAUCUUGUGCUCAUCUUCUUGCUUUCACGAGAGCCACUGUUAAAUUCUGGCAUAAGAUCCUCAAGGACAAACUUACAAGUGAUUUUGAGGAAGUUUUAGCCCAGCUUCACUGGCCAUUCAUCACACCCCCCCAGUCUCAGACUGUUGGCUUGAGUCGCCCAGCAGGUGCCCCUGAGAUAUACAGUAACCUGGAGACACUGUUUUGCCAGCUUCUGAAACUGCAAACCUCAGAUGAAUUACUUACGGAGCCAAAACAACUUCCAGAAAAAUACUGUCUUCCUGCAUCCCCGUCUGUCAUCCUGCCCAUCCAGAUUAUGCUGACUCCCCUUCAGAAAAGGUUCAGGUAUCACUUCCGAGGGAACCGACAGACUAAUGUUAUAAGCAAGCCUGAAUGGUACUUGGCUCAGGUACUUAUGUGGAUUGGGAAUCACACUCAGUUUCUGGAUGAGAAGAUUCAGCCAAUAUUAGACAAAGUAGGCCCUUCGGUAAAUGCAAGGCUUGAAUUUACCCGGGGCCUCAUGAUGCUCGUUCUUGAGAAGUUAGCUGCAGACAUCCCAUGUCUGCUCUAUGAUGACAAUCUCUUCUGUCAUCUGGUGGAUGAGGUGCUUUUGUUCGAAAGGGAGCUGCAUAGUCUUUAUGGCUAUCCCAGCACUUUUGCCAACUGUAUGCAUAUUCUGUCAGAGGACACCUGUUUUCAGAGGUGGUUGACUGUGGAGAGAAAAUUUGCUCUUCAAAAAAUGGACUCAAUGCUUUCAUCAGAAGCUGCUUGGAUAUCCCAAUAUAAGGAUAUCACUGAUGUGGACGAGAUGAAAGUUCCAGACUGUGCAGAAACUUUUAUGACGCUACUCUUGGUUAUAACUGACAGAUAUAAAAAUCUUCCCACAGCUUCCAGAAAGCUACAGUUCCUGGAGUUACAGAAGGACUUAGUAGAUGAUUUCAGGAUACGGUUAACUCAGGUGAUGAAAGAAGAGACUAGAGCUUCCCUUGGCUUUCGAUACUGUGCAAUUCUCAAUGCUGUGAACUAUAUCUCAACAGUACUAGCAGACUGGGCUGACAAUGUUUUCUUCCUGCAACUUCAGCAGGCAGCACUGGAGGUCUUUGCAGAGAAUAACACCCUCAGUAAAUUGCAGCUGGGACAGCUGGCCUCUAUGGAGAGUUCUGUCUUUGAUGACAUGAUUAACCUACUGGAGCGUUUAAAGCAUGACAUGUUGACCCGCCAAGUAGACCAUGUUUUUAGAGAAGUUAAAGAUGCUGCAAAAUUGUAUAAAAAAGAAAGGUGGCUGUCGCUGCCGUCGCAGUCGGAGCAGGCGGUGAUGUCCCUGUCCAGCUCGGCCUGCCCGCUGCUGCUCACCGUGAGAGACCGCUUACUCCAGCUGGAGGAGCAGCUUUGCUUCUCCUUGUUCACAGUCUUCUGGCAGGUGCUUGUGGAGAAGCUGGAUGUGUACAUCUACCAAGAAAUCGUUCUUGCCAAUCAUUUCAACGAGGGAGGGGCAGCUCAGCUCCAGUUUGAUAUGAGUCGGAACCUGUUCCCCCUGUUCUCCCGAUAUUGCAAGAGGCCAGAAAAUUACUUCAAACAUGUCAAAGAAGCGUGUAUUGUUUUGAAUCUGAACAUUGGCUCUGCCCUCCUUCUGAAAGACGUCCUGCAGUCAGCCUCAGGGCAGCCUCCUGCCACCGAGGCCUUAAACGAAGUUGGAAUUUACAAACUGGCUCAACAAGAUGUUGAGAUUCUACUUAAUUUGAGGACAAACUGGCCUAACACGGGAAAAUAAAGCAUCUUUUCUUGUUUUGGAGUUUUGGUGUUUAACAAAGAGGAGGCCAACUGGAUGUCAAGUUAUGUGACGAAGUUCUGAGUUAAUGAAACUGGACAGUUGAAAACUUUAUGGAAUCAUUUAUUAUCUUGGACUGAUGGCAUUAUUAAAACGCUGCCCAUAUUUCCUCCAUCCUCUUGUUCCUAAGAAAACAAAACCAGAAAACUCAGAAGUCAUGAAAACUCCGAGUAAUUCCAUUUACAAAUGUAAAUGCUAAGUAUGUCUGUUGAACAAGAUACAAGAGCAGAGAAUAAUAAAUUACAAGCAAUUUUCAAUUUCCUGUGCUAAUUAAGGGAGACUGUUGUAGAUAAUCAAACACAGCAAAUACAUUAAAAAAAAAAAUCACUUUAGAAUAUAUGUUCAUAAUUGAAGUUCCCGUAUCUGGUUUGGAAAUUCACUGUCUUUCCUCUAAGAAAACAUUAUGAGGUGGUGACCAAAAUAGAAUUGCUCUCAUAUUCCACAAAUGUCCUUACAUUUAAAAUCCUUCCUGAUUCCAUUCCAGGACAGUGGGCAGGCAGCCUUUUCUUUUGGAUGAAACAUUUCAGGCCAGGGCACUGUGUUUCAGUCUCUCCCCGGGGCAAGGAUGGGAAUUAAACAGUUUUUGUUUAAUAUUUAUGUAACUAAUAAUGAGACGGGAAUCUUAAACUUUCUUUUUUCUUUGACUUUUCCUUGGCUUUUUGGACUAUGUUACAUACCAAUUUCUUGAUUAAUAAAUCCUUAGAGAACAAAA